ACAAUACAUACACAUAGCCUCCACAUAAAGUAACAAUCACGUCCACAUGAAAUUACUUUUGUUUUUGUUUUUAUAUCUUUCCAUUCAAAAUUCUAUUUCGUGAAAGGCAAUCAUAUUAUGUAUGGACACGUUCUUAAUUGAAUAAUUACUUAAAUGGAAAUUCGUCAGUUGGAAUUGCUUUGCAAACAACUGUAUGAAUCCCAAGAUGGUACAAUUCGAGCGGACGCAGAGAAAGCUCUGGUGGUCUUUCAGGACGGACCGGAGGCCUUAACAAAAUGUCAAGUACUAUUAGAUCGCGGAGAUUCCUGUUAUGCCCAGCUCCUCGCUGCGACCACCCUAACAAAGUUAGUUUCACGGAGUGCGCAGGGAUUAAGUUUACAACAAAGAGUGGAUAUUAGAAAUUAUGUUCUAAACUAUUUAGCAACAAGGCCCAAGUUACCAAACUUUGUUGUACAGGCGUUAGUCACUUUAUUUGCGAGGAUUACCAAACUAGGCUGGUUUGAUACUCACAAAGACGAAUUUGUAUUUAGAGACGUCGUUAAUGAUAUUAGCAAAUUCUUACAGAGAUCAGUGGAACAUUGUAUGAUUGGUGUACAGUUAUUAUCUCAGCUAACAUGUGAAAUGAAUCAAAUUUCUGAAGUAGAGGCAAAUAGAUCUUUAACUAAGCAACGGAAGAUAGCAUCUUCAUUUCGAGAUAGUCAACUAUAUGAAAUUUUUAGAUUAUCUUGUACCUUACUGGGCACAGCUAGAGAAAAUUGUAAAAAUUUUAAUUUUAACGAUGAAAAUCAACACGGAUUGGUAACACAACUCCUACGCCUAUCUCAAAAUUGCUUAACUUUCGAUUUUAUUGGAACAUCAACAGAUGAAUCGUCGGACGACUUAUGUACAGUACAAAUACCGACGAGCUGGAGACCCGCCUUUUUAGAUUUUACCACACUUAAACUAUUUUUCGAUUUAUAUCAUUCGUUACCUUGUACAUUGUCGUCAUUGGCGUUGUCUUGUUUAGUACAAAUCGCAUCGGUGAGACGAUCACUGUUUAGCAAUACCGAAAGAGCGAAAUUCCUUACCAACUUGGUAAAUGGAGUGAAACAUAUUUUACAAAAUCCGCAGGGGUUGAGCGACGCCGCCAAUUAUCACGAAUUCUGUCGACUGUUAGCAAGAUUGAAGUCUAAUUACCAAUUAGGAGAGUUGGUUAUGGUCGAUAAUUACCCUGAAGCAAUUCAGUUAAUAGCAAAAUUUACUGUUCAAAGUUUACAGAUGUGGCAAUUUGCACCAAAUAGUGUACAUUAUUUAUUAAGUUUAUGGCAAAGAAUGGUGGCAUCCGUGCCAUAUGUGAAAGCUACCGAACCACAUUUAUUGGAAACCUACACACCUGAGGUUACUAGCGCGUAUAUUACGUCGAGACUAGAAUCUGUUGCAGUUGUGGUCCGAGAAGGACUAGAGGACCCAAUCGAAGAUCUAGGCAUGGUGCAACAGCAACUUGAGCAGUUAUCCGUUAUUGGCCGUUGCGAAUAUCAGAAAACGUGCGCAUUGCUAGUUCAGUUGUUUGAUCAAUCCGCAAGAUCCUAUCAGGAAUUAUUAGCAACACCCACGCAACAAAUUGAAAUUACAAUACAAGAGGGUCGACUGACAUGGUUGGUGUAUAUAAUUGGGUCUGCAAUUGGUGGUAGAGUUUCGUUUAAUAGUUUCGAAGAACAUGACGCGAUGGACGGUGAACUUGUGUGUCGCGUCCUUCAGCUAAUGAAUUUAACCGAUUCUCGACUUACUCAGGGUGGUUGUGAGAAGUUGGAACUUGCGAUGCUUAGUUUUUUUGAGCAGUUUCGAAAAAUAUACGUAGGUGACCAGGUUCAGAAGAAUUCCAAGGUGUAUCGACGGUUAUCUGAGGUGCUUGGUUUAAAUGAUGAGGCAACGGUUUUAAGUGUAUUUAUUAGAAAAAUAAUAACCAAUUUAAAGUAUUGGGGACAUAGUGAACAAAUCAUAAGUAAGACGCUACAAUUGCUUAAUGAUUUGUCGGUGGGAUACAGCUGCGUCAGGAAAUUAGUCAAGCUAGAAGAAGUGCAGUUUAUGUUAAACAAUCACACAAGCGAGCAUUUUCCAUUUUUGGGUAAUGCCGUAGCAGUUACAGAAAUGAGAUGUAGAUCUAUGUUCUAUACAUCACUUGGAAGAUUGCUUAUGGUCGAUUUAGGUGAAGAUGAGGAUAGAUUUCAUACAUUUAUGUUACCUUUAACAGGCUCGUUUAGUAAUAUUGGUACAAUGUUGGGCGCAGCUGAAAAUGCAGUGUUUCCUGCUGACGACGCUAAAAAAGUGUUAAUAGGCCUCGCAAGAGAUUUACGAGGACUUGCGUUUGCCUUUAAUACCAAAACAUCAUAUAUGAUGUUAUUUGAUUGGAUAUAUCCUAGUUACACACCUGUUCUGUUACGAGCUAUAGAAUUAUGGUACCAUGACCCGCAAGUAACUACACCUGUAUUAAAACUUUUUGCGGAAUUAGUUCAAAAUAGAUCUCAAAGAUUACUGUUCGACGUAUCUUCACCAAAUGGAAUACUAUUGUUUCGAGAAGCAAGUAAAAUCAUUUGCACUUAUGGUAGUCGAAUUUUGAAUGUCGAGGUGUCUAAAGAACAAACGUACCCGUUGAAACUAAAAGGAAUAUCUAUAUGUUUUUCGAUGUUGAAAGCAGCGCUGUGUGGAAGUUAUGUGAAUUUUGGUGUAUUUAGAUUGUAUGGCGAUGAGGCUUUAGAUAAUGCCUUAAACAUUUUUGUUAAGUUACUUCUUUCUAUUCCUCAAUCAGAUUUACUGGAUUAUCCAAAGCUUUCGCAGACCUACUACGUGCUUUUAGAGUGUCUGGCUCAGGAUCACAUGAGUUUUCUGUCCACAUUAGAACCACGUGUAUUUUUAUAUAUUUUAUCCUCUAUAUCGGAGGGUUUGACUGCCUUAGGUGGGCAACUCAAUCAUUAUACAGAUACUAUGGUAUGUACAGGAUGUUGUGCCACACUGGAUCAUAUAGUUACGUAUUUAUUUAAGCAAUUGACUCAAAAAGGUGAGGAUGGUGCUAUGACUUACACAUAUUCAAUGAUCAUUUUAGUAUUUCCUGGUAAAAAAACUCGGGUUGGUAUCGUUCCGUCUAGUGAUAUGUUCCUAAAAGUACUCGAAGUUCAUCCGGAAAUUUUGCAACAAAUCCUUAGUACUGUUUUAAAUGUGAUUAUGUUUGAAGACUGUCGAAACCAAUGGUCAAUGUCUCGACCGCUUUUAGGACUAAUCUUAUUGAAUGAAGACUACUUUAAUCAACUAAGAGAAAAUAUAAUUCGUAGUCAACCUCCUGAUAAGCAGGUAGCUAUGGCCCAAUGGUUUGAAAAUUUAAUGGAUGGAAUAGAGAGAAAUUUGCUUGCCAAAAAUAGGGAUAGGUUUACACAAAACCUUUCUAUGUUCCGAAGAGACAUAAAUGACUCUCUGAAGGGACCUAAUGUAAAUACAUCAACAGUCAGUGAUAUGAUGACCUCAUAGUGAGUGGAGUUUGUAAUUUUAGAACUGGCGUGUAAUGUAUAAUGUAUCGCGAAAUAGAAUCCUAUUGUUGA
This is a messenger RNA of Photinus pyralis (common eastern firefly), 3569 nucleotides long. RefSeq names its product exportin-7 (gene Ranbp16). NCBI's taxonomy places the organism in Eukaryota, Metazoa, Arthropoda, Insecta, Coleoptera, Lampyridae. The coding region runs from base 154 to 3498 and encodes 1114 amino acids. Gene Ontology annotation, molecular function: small GTPase binding; nuclear export signal receptor activity. The transcript has 12 exons. Gene Ontology annotation, cellular component: nuclear pore; cytoplasm. Gene Ontology annotation, biological process: protein export from nucleus. The record is from RefSeq and is a predicted model, not a curated record.